Glarea lozoyensis ATCC 20868 is the source of this 1173-nucleotide messenger RNA. Its product is annotated as Oxysterol-binding protein-like protein. Bases 1 to 1173 code for a protein of 390 amino acids. Gene Ontology annotation, biological process: endocytosis; piecemeal microautophagy of the nucleus; exocytosis. Gene Ontology annotation, cellular component: membrane; cytosol; intracellular membrane-bounded organelle. Gene Ontology annotation, molecular function: oxysterol binding. The record is from RefSeq and is a predicted model, not a curated record. The transcript has 2 exons. Lineage: Eukaryota; Fungi; Ascomycota; Leotiomycetes; Helotiales; Helotiaceae.
AUGGCGUCGAGCGAGAAGGAAGGAGCGGGUGUAUCGGCGCAAAACAGAGGUUCUUGGAGCGCGUUUUUGAAGUCAAUCGCAUCGUUUUCUGGGGAUUUAUCUUCGUUGACAGCCCCUCCUUUCAUCCUCUCCUCAACAUCGUUGACGGAAUUCUCGUCAUAUUGGGCAGAACACCCCUCGAUCUUCGUCGCCCCCGCUCUUGAGCAGGACCCAAAGAAGCGCGCCUUGUUAGUCUUGAAAUGGUUCUUGAGCACCCUGAAGCAGCAAUAUGCAAGUCGCAGUGAGAAGUUCGGGAACGAAAAGAAACCGUUGAAUCCAUUCCUGGGAGAACUGUUCAUUGGCAAAUGGGAGGAUGAAGCUGGCGUGACAGAAUUGGUCUCGGAGCAAGUCAGUCACCAUCCACCUGUUACAGCCUAUAACAUUUCAAAUCAGAAGCAUGGGGUAUCUCUGCAAGGCUACAACGCGCAAAAGGCGUCGUUUUCACGAACGAUAUAUGUCAAACAGAUUGGGCACGCCGUCUACUCGAUCCCAGCUUUCGGCGAGACAUACCUCAUUACUCUUCCGAAUUUGCAUAUCGAAGGGCUCAUUUUUGGCGCGCCCUUUAUCGAGCUGAACGACAAAACAUACAUCACAAGCAAUUCUGGAUAUACUGCAAAGGUUGAUUACAGUGGAAAAGGCUGGCUGUCUGGCAAGAAGAAUAGUUUUGUCGCCACUUUGUACCCUACAGGCAAAGAGAAGGAAAUUUUGUACACGAUUAGCGGACAAUGGACCAAGAGUUUUGACAUUACGGAAGGCUCGGGAAAGAAGACCGGACUUCUCGAGACGUUCGAUGCGGAUAAGUCAAAAACAACCCCGUUGCAAGUGGCGCCCCUAGAAAUGCAAGAUCCAUUAGAAUCAAGGAGAGCGUGGUCAAAGGUUGCUGCAGGCAUCGCUGCAGGAAACAUGGAUUUGACUGGUGAGGAAAAAACCAAGAUAGAGGUUUCACAGCGAGAGAUGCGAACAAAAGAGAAAGAGGAGGGCAGGACCUGGGAACGACGUUAUUUUUCUUUGGCUACACAGGAUAAGGUACUAGAACAGCUAGGUCCUGUCAUCGGGUUACUCCCAGAGCCAGAGAAGACGGGCGGGAUUUGGAGAUUCGAUGAGGCAAAAGCGAGGGCAUUACAAAAGGCAUAA